AUGUCAAGCUUCGGCUCCCUGCUCACCCUCCUGGUCUUGGCGGCCUGGCUUGUCCCCGUCAAUGCUCUGUAUUUCUACAUGGAGGGCAACGGCCAAAAGUGCUUCUUCGAAGAACUCCCCAAGGAUACGCUGGUCGUCGGCCACUACAACGCCGAACAGUGGGAUGAAGGCCUACGCGCCUACACGCCGAACAACAACGUGCAGAUCUAUAUCAGCGUUGAAGAGGUCUUCGACAAUGACCACCGCGUUGUCUCGCAGCGCGGCACUUCGGUCAAGGGCAAAUUUACCUUCUCGGCCGCCGACUCUGGCGAGCAUCGCAUCUGCUUUUCCCCAAUCGGCGCCGCCACCCACUCCGGCUGGCUCUCUAGCGGCCAACAGGCCGGCAGCAUCCGUUUCGAUCUCGACCUCGCCAUCGGAGAGACCAGCAAGAUCGAGAGCGACGACAAGGAUAAGAUGCAAGAUCUCCAGCAGAAGGUCAGGGACUUGAACGCUAGGCUACAGGACAUCCGCCGGGAGCAGGUUUUCCAGAGGGAGCGGGAAGCCGAGUUCAGGGACCAGUCCGAGUCCACCAACGCCAAGGUUGUCCGUUGGACUUUGAUGCAAGUUGCAGUGCUUGGCGUCACCUGCGCCUGGCAAUUGUCGCACCUCCGCGCCUUCUUCAUCAAGCAGAAGCUGACUUGA
This is a messenger RNA of Diplodia corticola, 681 nucleotides long. Its product is annotated as emp24 gp25l p24 family gold. Lineage: Eukaryota; Fungi; Ascomycota; Dothideomycetes; Botryosphaeriales; Botryosphaeriaceae. Bases 1 to 681 code for a protein of 226 amino acids. Gene Ontology annotation, biological process: intracellular protein transport; endoplasmic reticulum to Golgi vesicle-mediated transport; Golgi organization. The record is from RefSeq and is a predicted model, not a curated record. The transcript has 3 exons. Gene Ontology annotation, cellular component: Golgi apparatus; endoplasmic reticulum-Golgi intermediate compartment; endoplasmic reticulum.